UAAAAGUUAAUAUUUUUGCUUGUCAGAGUGAAGAACAUCAUUUAACUGCGUUUGAAGGAUUUGCAAAGAUGUACUUCAGAAUUCUCAUCUUCUCUCUUUUCAAUUCUGCGUUAUCAACACACCUCAGUGUUCCUUUAGCAAGACAAGAAAACUUCCUGAUUACGCGAGGGGAAAAAUUCAACACAACAGAUUUAGUUGCAACUUUGAAUGUAUCACUUGAACUUGAAUGCAUCUCAGAAUGUUUGAAAGUCAUAACAUGCGCAGGAGUGAACUUCAAUGGAAAUGAUUCCAAAUGUGAGCUCAUAAAAUACAAAGGAAUUAUAUCGAAUAAAACACUUGAUGCUGAUUGGAUGUCUGCCCAUAUUGGCGAUUAUUUGGAAAAUGGCUGCAAAGCUCUAAAGGACCGUAGAGGGGAUAUGGAGAUUGAUUACUACCCUAUUCUCCUAGAUGGAUCUAGUGAGCCAAUUUUAGUCCUGUGUUAUGAUGGAUGGACAAUCCUCCAACAUCGUCAAGAUGGCACGCUUGAUUUCAAUCAAACUUUAGAUGCUUACAUAAAUGGAUUCGACAACGGGGAAUCAGAGAACUGGUUGGGGCUCCACAGAAUACAUCAGAUAACAACAUCAGCUCAAUAUGUAGCUAGGCUGUCAGUUAUAGACAGGAAUGGAGCCUCACAUUUUGCUGACUAUCAAACAAUACAUGUAUCAGAUGAAACUCGGAACUAUGAAUGCACACUGACAGAUUUUAUCAUGGGUUCAGUUAACGAUGGAUACAGUAUUUUGGGAAAGAUAUUCAGGACUUUUGAUUUCGAUAAUGACAUGUCAUGCGGGGCACAAGAUGGUGGCGGAUGGUGGUUUGACGAUGAUUGCUCUGAUGAUGUUAUGUUCAAUGGUGUGUACCAGACUAAUGGGUCACAAACUACAGGAAGAGGAAUACACUGGGGCUUCACCAAUAACAAUGGCAGUGAAUCAUUUCUUGAAAGUACAAUUAUGGUUAUAAGGAAGACGGACUAUGAAGAGCUGUUUAAUUUAGAUCUCAAUUAAUUCAUGACCAUAACCGUAUAUAACACGAGGGUGGUCUGACUAACGGUCAAGGCUGUAUUAUGGACCGGUUUGUCCGGUUGCCAUUUUAUAUUCCUAUGUGUGGAAUAAUAAUUGGCUCAUAUAGAAAGUAACUUUUCCAACUUAUUGACGUUAUUCUUGUAGUCCUAGAGAAGGUGCUGUUUUCAUUAUAAAACAAUGUUUGAUAAAUUGUAGACUAAACGUGAAAAACACAAAGGGCAGCACAGGCAAAGUUAACAUACAUUUCAAACUUGUUUUCUGAAUGACUUUGAAAAAACAGCCUGACAGAAAAUGGCUCAUUUCUACAUUAAAUACCUGAUUCCCCAGAAUGAAUAUAUUUUUUUUGAAUUUUGAAACAACUAACUACACGUAUACAUGGAUAUACAUUUUGGAGUAUAAUUAUGACAUUUAAUAAAUGAAAAUG
Messenger RNA from Owenia fusiformis, 1482 nucleotides. The record is from the annotation of a GenBank genome assembly. Lineage: Eukaryota; Metazoa; Annelida; Polychaeta; Sabellida; Oweniidae.